AACCCAUCUGACCCAGUCUGUCCUCUCUUGCGGCUUUUUAUGCUCGUCAACCGGUAUCAUCCGACACCAGUCGAGAGGAAGUUUUUCUCGCGGCAGCAGAGCGGUGAACGGCGGCGGUGAUGGAGACCCUCCCCUGUGAUUUUCGGGAGGGGAUGGAGACCCUCCCCUGCGAGAUUCGUGAGGCGAUUGAGGUACUAGACAAGGAUAAGGCCGAGCGGAUCCAGGAGAUUGCGGAGAAGCAGGCGAUCGAGAUGAUCCAAUGGUACUAUGAUAAGCUGAAGGAGAAGGAACCGGAUUCUUAUCAAGACUCGUCUGAUUAUGAAGACUCGUCAUCGUCUGAUGACGAAGACUCGUGUGAGUUUGAUGAAGAUAGGUGUCGCCGUGACUGGAACCGUCUAUAUGCCGGCGUGUUCGGCUCCUUCGAUGAUUUCAAGUCUAUCCCAGCCAUGCGUUACACGGACAAACCUGCGCCUCCCAACUCCGCCUGGGAGGAUGAUACUCUCCAGAUCUUUUCAAUCGAAGUCAUGGGAAGAGAACAACAAAAAUUAGAGUGGCCGCUAGAUGUGUUCGGUAUGGUUGCUGCGCGCGACUCGCUGGAUCACAAUCGCAACAUUAUCUUCAGUCGUGAACGGGACAAUUGUCAGACCAUCAGUGAGGAGAGUCCCUAUCUAGAACUCACAGGCCCUACACGUGCUGUUGUGGUGUCGGAUCGUGCGGACUUUGAGGUUAAGCUGAAAGUGAAGGGCGCUAGUGAAUCCGAGGAUGAAUAUUUAAGCUGUGUAUCUAUUCCCUACAAUUGCUAUUCCAGACCCACUCACUCACGCUUGGUUGAGAAGCUUGAGACUAGCAGGCUCACCACACUCAAGUUGACACUUGGCUUCAUCGUCGACUCUGUGGAGGCCACGAUCAGCGUGAGGGUUAUCAGUGGAUCAUGGCCAGAGAGUUCUCGAAGUUUAUUUACUGCCAGUACCGCCAGCAUAGAUCACAUGAAAGUCACGUUGCUCGAUUUCGAAGGCGACGGAUUGCCUGUUGCCGCUGAUGGCAAUGUUCAACUUUCACGCCGUGUUGCUUCUGUCGAGCUUGCUGGUGAACUAAGAGUCUCCGCUGAGGCACAGUGUGAAGAUGAGACUUUGGCUGAUGUCAAAGUUUUUACACCAAGGAAGGCCAGUAGAAGCCAUGGUAUCCUCAACGUUGGCUCCUGUAAGAUGAAAGUCACGGUUGCCUGGUCUCUUUUCGACUGCGGUCCAUUUGGGUGAUGCUAUGCUUUUGUGAGCUGUGCUGCAGUAGUGCCAUGGUUGUUGCUCACUUAUCCUGUUAAAUAUGCUCGUAGUGGUAAUUUGCAUAUAUGAACUAAUGAUGAUACUCGACAAAGAUAUUGUUUUCAUUAUCUCGUUGUGUAGUCCUGUUUGGUGAAUCCUACCA
Aegilops tauschii subsp. strangulata is the source of this 1422-nucleotide messenger RNA. RefSeq lists its product as uncharacterized. Lineage: Eukaryota; Viridiplantae; Streptophyta; Magnoliopsida; Poales; Poaceae. The record is from RefSeq and is a predicted model, not a curated record.